AUGUCUCACCAGGCACACAACAUUCCCUGGAACGUAUUCGGCUCCAAUCUCAAAUUCCGCACUAGAAUCCCCUGUGCAGACGACGGGGCAGGCUUGCAUUUCCGCUUCAGGCCUACGCAGGGCAAGGAGCUCACACACUUCGUCAACGCCUUCACGCGGAACAUCCACCAACAUACAGAUUUAGAGCGUCAGAAAUAUCCGGAGGCACAUGAUGUCCUAGGCUCGGAUGACAUAGCUCUAGAUGACCGUGUUGCUCGCAUAAUCACGCCCGCAGUCCGCCUGUGGCGCUCGGAGAGGCGGGACAAGCUUGGCGAGGUUGACGAGAGCCCAACCAACGCGCUUUGCCAUCAUUCUGAGCCAGACGAAAGAUGUCGCUGCCCUCUUUCACACAGUCAAAGAAAGAUGGUCUCUUUCCUCCACAAGUAUAGGUGGUCUGAUUGUUACAAGUUCUUUGAUGACCACAAGGAUGAUUAUCUUGGUCUUGAGGUGUUUAAAUCGCUUCUCAUGCACGGUGAGAUGGAUACGCUCCUCAAGAUUUGCGCCCAUCCAGACGUGGGAUUUCCAAGCUGGUGGGAUGCGCAGUUGUGCUUGUGCAACCCACAAGACCUCGGCCGCGAUUACUUGGAGUACGCGCUGGACGCUUACCUUGUGCUCAACAUCUUUCUGUCGUCCUUCCCCGAAUCAUGGGCCCCUGGCCGCUCUGAUCAAGACUACCGGCGAACAAAGCAGGCAUCCGAGCUGGCCACGCAUCCUCAUCGUCAGUUCUUUGGCAUCGCACGUGGCCAGUUCAACUCAUAUUCCGGAUUCAAAUGUCCUACGUCAUCAAAACGAAAAGACAGAUUUUCGGGUACGAACCAGCCAUAUGGGCGUCUAACCUACGAGGAGUUUCUGGAGAGCCAAACGACAAUGGACUUCCUGCCCUCAUUGUCCGACGUCCUGCAUGUGCGCUGGGUAUUAUGCGAGAAAGGUCUUCCAGUAGAAGUUUCACAACUCAUUCUUGACAAGGCGCUGUAUAGACCCCAACGCAGACUGAAAGUGCCCCACGACCCUCUUCACCCUGAAAAUAUCGAAGAGUUGAACAAAUACCUCAAGUUCUGCUGGCUGGUCCUGGUACGGUCUGAAGUUGUGGCGAGAGAAGUCGGUAUGAAGAUACCAUGGAAGGAUUUGCUUUCCGAAUCAAUUGAGCGUUUACUUGGUUGUUCGUGUAGAAAGUUGCUGGAGCGGGGUGAACCACCUGAUGACGACUUGGUGUGGUUCAAAUAA
Molecule: messenger RNA, 1263 nt
Organism: Clonostachys rhizophaga
Lineage: Eukaryota; Fungi; Ascomycota; Sordariomycetes; Hypocreales; Bionectriaceae
Source: the annotation of a GenBank genome assembly